Molecule: messenger RNA, 1476 nt
Organism: Medioppia subpectinata
Lineage: Eukaryota; Metazoa; Arthropoda; Arachnida; Sarcoptiformes; Oppiidae
Source: the annotation of a GenBank genome assembly
AUGGAUAGUCUGCGUCUGAACCCAAAUAUCCGGACACUAAUGCAGUUCUGGGGCGAAGACAUGGAGUGUAAAGAGUAUAUAACGGAUAAUCGUAAUGGAGGACCCGAAAAUACGGACCCAUUGGUUGCCUUCAAGACACUUAUCUGGUCUGCAAUAAUCGCACCAAUUAUUGCCAAUGCAUUGAUGCCUGAGAGUAUGGGAUCAGCUUUGGUGGCCGACUGUGCCUUCCGGUGCGACUUAUGGACCAGAACGAUCAGUUCCUCAAAAGCGCGAAGAAUCGUACGGGAAGUGCGACCAAUUGGACGAAUGCGUUGUCGACAACUCGUAUUGCGAGCCAAUAGUGGAGGAAUGUAUCGGUGGUUCCGGAUAUGUGUCGGACGCACACAAACAGCGGUGUCUUAUGGGUCGGGCAAUCGGACACUGACCGGCAAUUACGGCAAUAUAUUGCCAGUUGAUUGGAGCAAAACCUACGCCCGAAGUCUGCACUUACCGGCGCUUAACAUAAACGCCUCGCAAAUGCGUGCGACAAACGCGGCCAACAAUAACCCGAACGCCGAUCUCUUCGACCCGACUUGUGAUGAGGAAGAGUUGGCCAAUAAGUUGGACAUGCAUUCGCUGAUUCUGGCGAGUCUACAACAGGAACCGAUCUUCACGGCAGAACAGGUGCUCGAAGAGAUCGACGAGAUUAUGAUGAAUGAGUCGGAGUCGACGUCCAGCGGGUGUACCGUUUCGGACACCGCGUCCACCGACAAGUCGCCCACCAGUGGUGGCAAAGCGGCCGACGAUAAGCACUCGAUAGCGGCCCUCCUCUACGAAAAGAAGCUGAAGACCUACUCAUCGGUUCAGUUGAACGAGUUGUACGUCGAGUUGGAGCGUACGAUACAACACAACUCCGGGACACUGAUCAAUGAGUUGGCGCCCAGGGAUGAGUUCGAGAUGGAGCUGAAGAAUACGUUCAUCUCGUUGUUGUUGAGCGUCCAGAAUAAGCGCCGACAGCACACAUCGACCGCAAACGGGGCCGCACUCUGGAGCGCAAUCAUACAGUACAACACGGGUCGCGGACAGCCAAUAGUGGCCACUCUUCAGAUACUCAUCAAAAUAUUGCGUGCCAUCAAUGAGGACAGCCCUACUGUGCCCACACUUCUCACCGAUUAUUUACUGAAAUGGUCAGCUCCAGACCCGACGGGUCCCACAUCCGACAGCAGUGAACACCCGUCGGUAGUCAACAAUUUCAUGUGUAAUAACUAUGAUUGCGAUCUGAUUCAGUGUAAAAGUUCCCAAGAGGGCACUUUCUUCAACGGUUUUAGACGCACGCACUCCUCCCGGUGCCGCAAUCAGGCCGCCCUUGAGAUACAGCAGUUUAUGAGGCAAUCCAAGAAUAAAUUACAGAGACAACAUGCUUUAGCUCCCGAUGAAAGGAUUGCAACACAAGAAGUGCUUACCAUAAGAGCUCAAACACAACAAUCUAUUAAUUGA